UCUUCCGCCAACGUUUCGAGAGCCAUCUCUGCUCUCGUCCUCAGGGCAGCUGGGAAACGGAACUGGUCUUACGUAGCACGCUCGACGAUGGGAACUGGCUGUUGACGGCAGGUAGUAGCAUCGUGUUGCUGGUGGCCCGUCUGUUGCUUUGUUUCGCGCUGACCAAUAGGAACUGGCAGACGAGGUCAAGUGAUCGCUUGCACUGGCUCGGCCGUCCGGGCAGAAAGCAGUUUUGUGCCAGGAUACCAGGCGCGGCUCAGCGUGAAACCAUUAUCCCUAUUGAAGUUGUGGUAGUGCAGCUGAAGAAAUUACUUCUUACUUGGAGGAUUAGCUACCUUCUCAUCAAAAUGGCAGCUAGCGUGCCAAGUUUCUGGAACUGGCGUUCGCCUUCGUCAUGUGAAUUUUUAUCUAGCAGUGAAGAAGAAGAAUGUGGAGAAUCCGAUUAUUGCUAUGACGAAGAUGGGUAUGGUGAGGAGGAGUACGACGAAGAAGGGGAAUUCGUUGAAGAAGAGGAGAAGUACGACGAAGAAGGGGAAUUCGAUGAAGAAGAGGAGGAAUGCGACGAAGAAGGGGAAUUCGAUGAAGAAGAGGAGGAAUGUGAUGAAGAUGAAUACUUUGACGAACAGGAAGAAGAAUCAUAUCUAGUGUCAGAUGUUCUGGACUGCCACAAGCCUUCAACUUGGAGGUACAUGCCUCCUGAUAGAGAAGUGGAUCUUGUUCAGCUUCCCGCAAACAGUCCAGAAUAUUUGAAGGUAAAAAGUAAAGUUCAAUCCACCCUUCAAGUUCACAUAGACAGAGUAGUGAGAAUACAGAACCCUUAUAUCUGGGACUGCUACAUGUUGAUGAAAGGCGAAUAUGAAGCUCGUCUAGGUUCAGCUUGUAAGGAGAUGGAAUUGUUCCACGCAACGGCUCAAAGUAAUAUUCCGUCUGUUGCCCAAAAUAACCUGGACUGGAGGUGCACGAAGCGAACCAAAUUUGGCGGCGGGGUGAGUUUUUCUCCCCUGGCCAAUUAUGCCAACAAAUACUGCAAUGUUGAAGCUGGAACCGAACGAGCCCUAAUUCUUGCCAGGGUACUGGUGGGGAAGAGUCACGAAGGACGGUAUGGGCUUAAAAUACCUGCCGAAGGGUAUGACACGACAACAGGGAAUAGAAAACGUGUGUAUGUGAAAUAUCGGGAUAACGAAUUUUAUCCGGAAUAUGUGGCAUAUUACAGACAGUAACGUCCUUGGCAUUUCAAAGUACUGUAUCCUGUGACAGCUUCCUAAAAUAACUAUUCUAGUAUUAUAUCACGCAAGAGAAGUAAGUACAUAUCACUAUGACAUAACAUGUUUCGGCCGUUAUCAUCUUCAGGUGAGAAUUUAAAAAAGUGAAAAAUUGAGUGCAUAUUUUACAUGUAUGUAUAUUGUAAUAGGAGAAACCGUGAAGAAUAUAUAUAAUAAAAAUAAGGCAUAAUCCGCCACAUGGUUUGAAGUUAAA
This is a messenger RNA of Zootermopsis nevadensis, 1476 nucleotides long. RefSeq lists its product as uncharacterized. The record is from RefSeq and is a predicted model, not a curated record. Gene Ontology annotation, cellular component: nucleus. Lineage: Eukaryota; Metazoa; Arthropoda; Insecta; Blattodea; Termopsidae. Gene Ontology annotation, molecular function: NAD+ poly-ADP-ribosyltransferase activity.